GCCAGCGACCAAAAGCAGAGAGUAGGAGCCCGAAGAUGACAUCAUCCGGAGCUCGUCUGCCAAUCAGCUUCAGUAGUGGAUCCCGCGAAUUCCCAAUGAGCUGCAGCGGUUUUGCAGGAGGGGGUGGCUUUGGGCGGAAGUGGCUUUGUAGCCCCAGAGAAGCGAAAUGGGGGUGAAGCUGGAGGUGUUUCGGAUGACACUCUACCUCACCUUUCCUGUGGCUAUGUUCUGGAUUGCCAAUCAGGCCGAGUGGUUUGAGGACCACGUCAUACAGCGCAAGAGGGAGCUGUGGCCACCUGAGAGGGAGGACCAGGAUGAAGCCAAUCCCACUUGGACUCUUCUUGUAAUUGGCACAGUGCUUCCAGUGUAGACACUGAACUCUGAAGCCAUGGCCUGGGGAGUAGGGGACAGAGUGGUGGGAGAAGGGUCCAUGCCCUGAGGUAUGUGCCCUGCUCCCUUCCCAUCCCACCCUUUCCCCAC
Molecule: messenger RNA, 480 nt
Organism: Hipposideros armiger (great roundleaf bat)
Lineage: Eukaryota; Metazoa; Chordata; Mammalia; Chiroptera; Hipposideridae
Gene: PET100
Product: PET100 cytochrome c oxidase chaperone
Exons: 4
Coding region: 167-370 (67 amino acids)
Biological process (GO): mitochondrial respiratory chain complex IV assembly
Cellular component (GO): mitochondrial inner membrane; mitochondrion
Source: RefSeq, a predicted model, not a curated record